Molecule: messenger RNA, 1837 nt
Organism: Chironomus riparius
Lineage: Eukaryota; Metazoa; Arthropoda; Insecta; Diptera; Chironomidae
Source: the annotation of a GenBank genome assembly
AUGCAAAUCAAAAUAAAUCGUCGAUUUUUAAUUUUAUUUUUGUUUCUCUUCGUCAUUUAUCUAAUUUACAUAAUAGUGUUUGGCAUUGCCAACCGUCCAUUUAAUAAUUUCAUUAAUUCCAAGCAAUCUGGCGUUGAAACUUAUCGUGAUUGGAAUGACUACAAAUAUUUGGCAUAUGAAGAGACAAGAAUCGGUCCUGGUGAACGUGGUGAAGCUGUAACAUUGGCAGAACCCGAAGAAAUAAAAUUAAAUCAAGAAUCAAUCGAAAGAACUGGUUUUAGUGUGCUUGUGUCUGAUAAAAUAUCUGUGAACCGGACAAUCCCAAAAUUUGUACAUCCAGAUUGUCUUUAUAAAAAAUACUUUGCUGACCUGCCAAAGACUUCAGUUAUAAUAAUAUUUUAUAAUGAAGUUUUGAGUGUUUUGUUAAGGACUGUGCAUAGUGUUUAUAAUAGAACACCAAAGGAGUUGCUGCAUGAGAUUAUAUUAGUGAAUGAUGACAGUACUGAGGAAGAACUUGGGGAAACACUUAGGAAUUAUUUGAAUGAGAACUUUCCAAGGAAUUUGAUUAAAAUCAAAAAGCUCCCAACGAGAAGCGGCCUCAUCGUAGCAAGAAUGGAAGGAGCCAGAACAGCAACAGGAGAAGUUCUCGUAUUUUUCGACUCACAUAUUGAAGUUCAGAACAACUGGUUACCGCCACUCCUUCAACCUAUAGCAGAAAACAGGAAACUAGCUACAAUGCCAAUUCCUGAUUACUUCGACUGUCGUACAUUUGAACAUUAUCCAGGACAGGGAGAAAAUCAAGGCUUUCGAGGAGUCAUUGACUGGCAUUUGAAUUACUAUGAACUUCCUAAACUUAAAGAUGAUCUUGAAAAUCCUAUAAGGCCAUUUCCAAAUCCAAUCAUGCUCGGUUGUGGAUUUGCAAUUGACAGGAAAUACUUCGUUGAGGAACUUGGUGGAUAUGACGAAGAAAUGAAAAUUUGGAAUGGCGAGAAUUAUGAAUUAAGCUUCAAACUGUGGAUGUGUCGAGAUGGUCUGUUUACAGUUCCAUGCUCAAGAAUUUCUCACUCAUUUCGAGACAUAAAUCCAUCCAGAAAGAAUAAAGAAGAUUUUGUAGCAAGAAACUUUAAAAGACUUGCUGAGGUGUGGCUGGAUGAGUUUAAGACUUUGUUGUAUCAACGUGAGCCAAAUCGGUUUAAUAAUCUAGAUCCAGGUGACUUGACAAAGCCAAAGCAAAUUCGUGAACGACUUGAAUGUAAAUCUUACCGUUGGUUCCUUAAAAACAUCGCACCAGACAUGGUCGCAGCAUAUCCUCCAAUAAAUUAUGAUCAAGUUUUUGCCAGUGGAGCUAUUCAAAGUGUAGCAAAUCCCAGAAUGUGUCUAGACAACUUAGGAAAACUUUUUGACGAAAGAAUUGGUAUUUACGAAUGCAGCAAUGACUUGACAGAACCUGGAAACAAUCAGAAUUUUAGAUUUACAUUCUUUAAGGAUUUAAGACAAAACGUCGAUCAACAUAGUUACUGCCUGGAUGCUUAUAACUUGAAUUUGUAUGAGUGCAAUGAGGUUGAAACUGGCAAUCAGGUGUGGAAUUAUAAGAGGGAAACUCAAGAACUAUUAAGAAUUCCCGAUAACCGGCCAGAUGCAUCAGAUUGCAUUACAAUAGACCUCCAAAAUUCAACAAUCAAUCUCAAGGAAUGCAACGGAGACAUCAACCAAAAAUGGAUAUUUGCAUAUGUCAAUCACACGGCUUAUGAGAAAUUUGAUGAAACAUUUGGAUACAAAGGUAUGAUCAGUGCUGAUGACCUGUAGAUGUGAGCUUGACUUUAAAAUAAUAAAACAU